UAUUUUACAUUCUCUGCUCAAAAUUCUCUUAUGUGCUUAGUUGACAGUUUACACGCUGGUCCGCAAUUUAAUCUUUUCGUUUAUUUACGUUCUAUGUUUACGUUUUCUGGAGGAGACAAAUACUACUCUAUUAUUGCAAUAAUUAAAUCGUUCAAAUAUGAAUAACUUAGAUAGCUGUGGCCAAGCUUUCUAUAAAUUGGAAAAGGAAACAUCAAAUUUGGCCUUGCUAAAGGACCGUGUGGAAAAAUAUCAUGAUUUAUCAAAUCAAAUGUCGAGCAUAUUGACUGUCUUCGAGCAGCGACUUGGGAAAUUAGAGCAAACCAUUUUGCCUGUUUACGAGGAGACAGAACAGCUUCAAAAGCGCCAGCAAAAUUUAGACGCCACAUUAGGAUGCCUCGAAAGUGUGCUCGCUCACUAUGAUGUUUCGCAGGAAGUGUGCAAUCUUGUACAUCAAGGUCCACUAGAAGGAAAUGUGAAUAUUUUUCUUGAAGCUUUGGGGAAACUACGAGCAGCAAUGGACUAUUUUCUGCACCAUAAUUCGCAGAGUGUGGAAUUGGAAAAUGUUACCAGUCUCUUCAAUACGGGUUGCGAAGGCUUAAAUCAGCAUUUUAGGUUACUUCUAAAGAAACAUAGUUUACCUUUAAAACCCGUGGAUCUGUUAGAUCUGAUUUAUAUUGAAGAUGAUUCAAGUGAUGAGUACACAUCAUUCCGGCAGUUAUCUCAGAGUACAAGGGAGGAAUUAGGAACCAUAGCACAUUGGUUAGAGCAAAAUUUGCGUCGUGAAUAUACAAUUAUUUAUGCUGUGGAAAGGGGAGAUGUCGUUUUACGUUCACUCCAAAACCUAAAAGAUCAUCAAAAAAGUAGCAGUUGGGGUCAUGAAGCUCUGAAACCACGUCAUAGUGGACGACCAGAGGUAAAAAAGAACACUUCAGCUCGUUUACAGCAAAUAUUCGAAAGGAAGGCUAAUAAAUUGUAUUUGCGAGCUACCCAAACGCUUGAACAGUCGACUGGCAUAUCUAUAAAAAAAGCAUCAUCCCAUUCGGAGCACUUGUCUGCCGAAGAGUUUGUAGACGGAGACCAAGAACUUGACAAGUAUCUCGUUAUGCUGCUCGGUUUGCAACGACUUCUAAAUUGGGAGCGAGCACUAAUGACUGAAAUCGUGCCUUCUUCAAAACAUGGAGAUGUGUUUUCAAAAUUGGCUUACAAUUCUAUUGAGCUGGUAGUUAAAGAUGCAGAAGCAAUUACUAAUCGUAUUAUGCGCUGCAUUUCACGAAAGGAGUGGACUUCUGCGCUAGGAAUAUUUUCUGCACUUAAAAGAGUAAUAUUGCUACAACCGGAUAUUGAACGUACAUAUGAUCUACAACAAAGGGAACAACUUACCAAGGUUCUAAACAAGCUGCAAGUUACGGGCUCAAAAGCUUUGGAGCAUUUUCUUGAUGUAAUAAAAGGCGAAUCCGGCACAAAUAUUGUAGGAAUGAGUUCAAGUACACUAGGCUAUGGUUAUGUAAAUGUUCCGAAGGAUGCAACGGUUCAUGAACUUACUUCCAAUACAAUUUGGUUUAUCGAACAUGUCUAUGAUCAUUAUGACGUUAUUGGAUCCAUUUUACAACAGGAUGUUCUUUACAGUACACAAUUGGAUACAAUAUUAAUGAAGAAAGCUCUACCAGCCGAAGAGCGCAAUAAGGCAUUGUUGGCAAUCUACAUCAAAAAGGCUCUAGCGGAGUUAAACCUUUCCAUAAUGAACAAAUGCGAACAGUACAACGACCAAGCCACAAAACAUCUCUUUCGUCUUAAUAACAUUCAUUACAUAUUAAAGUCUUUGCAGCAAUCAAAUUUAAUGGAUAUGGUUACAUUGGCAGAGCCAGAUUGUGAACAGUGCUAUUUAGAUAUGAUUCGUGAACUAAAGUUCUCUUACCAGAAAACCUGGUCGAAAAUGCUUAUUAGUAUAGGUGUAGAUGAAUUGCCUCGACCAUCUCAUGGAAAAGUUAAAGAUAAAGAUCGUAGCAUAUUAAAGGAGAGAUUUUCUAAUUUCAAUAAAGAUUUUGAGGAAGCAUGUAAGGUGCAACGAGGCAUUUCUAUUCCAGACGUAAUAUUGCGUGAAGGUAUAAAACGAGAUAACGUGGAACACAUACUUCCUAAAUACAAUAAAUUCUAUGAAAUGUAUGCCACGGUGCAAUUCAGUAAAAAUCCCGAAAAAUAUGUAAAAUAUCGGCCGCAUGAAAUUAAUCAAAUGCUAAGCAAACUCUUUGAUGAUUCUGCUUAAAGUCAACGUUAACUAGCGUUUAUAUUUAAAAAAAUCUUUAUUAUUAU
Messenger RNA from Ceratitis capitata (Mediterranean fruit fly), 2310 nucleotides. It is a transcript of the gene Exo70, whose product is annotated as exocyst complex component 7. Lineage: Eukaryota; Metazoa; Arthropoda; Insecta; Diptera; Tephritidae. Gene Ontology annotation, molecular function: phosphatidylinositol-4,5-bisphosphate binding. Gene Ontology annotation, cellular component: exocyst. The record is from RefSeq and is a predicted model, not a curated record. Gene Ontology annotation, biological process: exocytosis. Bases 158 to 2263 code for a protein of 701 amino acids. The transcript is spliced from 8 exons.